Messenger RNA from Castor canadensis (American beaver), 642 nucleotides. RefSeq names its product keratin-associated protein 26-1. Gene Ontology annotation, molecular function: structural molecule activity. The record is from RefSeq and is a predicted model, not a curated record. NCBI's taxonomy places the organism in Eukaryota, Metazoa, Chordata, Mammalia, Rodentia, Castoridae. Gene Ontology annotation, cellular component: keratin filament.
AUGUCUUGCCACAACUACUGCUCUGGAAACUACAGCUCAGGAUCUUUCAGCAAUUCUUGCCAUCUUCCUCUCACCCCUUCCAUUGCCCUCUGCUCUACAAAUAUGAGCUAUGGCAAUGUCCUCUGCUUGCCCAGUAGCUGUCAUGGUACCUGGGUCACAGACAACUGCCAAGAGACUUGCGGAGAACCAACUAGCUGUCAACCAGCUAACCGGGAGCCCAACAACAUGGAAACAUCUUGCUACUCUUCCACUGCUUACUAUGUUCCCAGAUUCUGCCAAGGAACGAGCUUUAUUCCUGCUUCUUCCUUCAUCUCCAGCUCCUGCCUCCCAACAUCCUACAGACCACUGAGCUAUGUGUCCAGCAGCUGCCGUCCACAGAGUCCCAUCAUCAAUAGUAGCCAUCCCAUAAGCUUCGUGUCCUGUGGCUAUCGCCCCCUCACCUGUUUUCCCAACAACUGCAGACCCUUGAGCCUUCUCACUAAUGGAUGCCGCCCCUUGGGUUGUGUGCCCUAUGGUCCUCAAACCGUUCAUGUUGUGUCUAGCAGCCUCAGACCUCUGCAGCCUCUCUCCAGCAGUUGCCAACCCGUGACCCCUGUGUGUAUCACCCGUCGUCCAUCUUGCUCUGCACAAGGAAGCCAAUAG